This is a messenger RNA of Entamoeba histolytica HM-1:IMSS, 1317 nucleotides long. RefSeq lists its product as uncharacterized. Gene Ontology annotation, biological process: transport. Gene Ontology annotation, cellular component: Golgi apparatus; membrane. The coding region runs from base 1 to 1317 and encodes 438 amino acids. The record is from RefSeq and is a predicted model, not a curated record. The transcript is spliced from 2 exons. Lineage: Eukaryota; Evosea; Mastigamoebida; Endamoebidae.
AUGAAAUUAAGAAUGCUCUUAUGGAUCAUCUUCACUACUUGUUUUGGUUAUUAUCAAAGUGAUACAAUUACAAUUAAAACAACAAGAAAUUAUUUGUUUUCAUUUUCUAUUGGAAAAGAGGGUAAAUUUGAUAUUACAACUAUGACACCUGAAUUUAAUGAUAGAAUAACACUUGCUGUAUGUCAACGAGGAAGAGAUUAUACAGCACCACCAACAGCAAGUGAUAGAGAAAAAUGUGAAAGAUUAGAAAAAAUUUGUGAAACGUAUGUAUUUAAUGACUCGUCUUAUCAUUAUUUAAAUGCAAGUGUUUAUGACUUUGCUCUUUUAGCAUGUAACGCAACAUUUCCAUUUAAAUUUCAAUAUACAAUUCAUAUUAAAAAUGGUAAAAGUGAAUUACCAAUAAGUCAAGUUUAUUCUCCAGAAGUGUAUUUAAUAUUAAUGGGAGUAUAUUCAUUUAUAAUGAUAAGUUAUAUUAUUUAUUGUAUUUUUAAUAAAAGACAUAUAAAACAAAUUCAUCGUAUAGUUUUAGUUAUACAAAUUGUCUUUGUGUUACAUUGUUUAUUUGCGAGUAGUUAUUAUCGUGAUUAUUCAAAAUCAGGACAGCCAUUCCUCUUUUUAUUUUAUGUUUCAUCUUUAUUCCAUUCAAUGUCAGAUUAUCUUCCAAUUGUUUUAUGUAGUAUUUUAACAUUAGGAUAUAGUAUUGUUUAUAGUCAUUUUUUCCGUCAACAAACACAACCAUUUGUCAUUAUUUUGUUAGUUUAUUUAUUCAUUUCUUUUGGUUCUCAUAUCUUUAAAGAUAUUCGUUUAAUGGUUUCUUUAGUUGGAAUAUUUUUUAUUCUUCCAAUAACAGGAAGGUUUGUGGCUUUAAAUAGACAUUUUAUUACAAUGCAAAUUCUUUCAGAAGAAGUACCUGUUGAGUUUAUUGAAGUACUUAAAAAAAAGAUUCAAAUUCUUCAGUUUUGUUAUUUUCUAGUAUUUGUUCGUCUUGUUAUUUGUACAUUAUAUGACUUUACUCAAGAAGUUUUAUUUUCUAAUUCUCCAUAUAUCUCUGUUUUUGUUUUUGAAAUACUCCUUUUGAUGACUUCUUUAUUUUUGAUAGUUAUUCUUCUUCCUCGAGAAGGUGUUUUUACUCAUAUUCAUCUUAAUCAACUCUUAGAAGUUUAUCACCAACCACCUCAAAGACAUUACCAAAUAAUGAAAGAUGUAAAAGAAAAGAUAGAUAGAGAAGAGAUAGUGUUUUUUACUUAUGCAACCUCUGUUUCUUUAUCUUCUCAAGAAAUUGCUCCAAUAGGAAUUGGUUAUGUUGUAACAAAUUAA